Molecule: messenger RNA, 912 nt
Organism: Ceratosolen solmsi marchali
Lineage: Eukaryota; Metazoa; Arthropoda; Insecta; Hymenoptera; Agaonidae
Product: DNA repair protein XRCC3
Exons: 5
Coding region: 125-892 (255 amino acids)
Biological process (GO): double-strand break repair via synthesis-dependent strand annealing; t-circle formation; resolution of mitotic recombination intermediates
Cellular component (GO): Rad51C-XRCC3 complex; replication fork
Molecular function (GO): four-way junction DNA binding; ATP-dependent DNA damage sensor activity; ATP binding
Source: RefSeq, a predicted model, not a curated record
UGAAAUCGUUAUUAAUUUAUAAUUUAACAUAUUUUACUUGAUAAAAGAACUAUUUUUUAUUGAUCAUUGAUUUACAUACAUUGUUAUCCAUACUAGGCAUUCUACAAGGUAGUCACAACUGACUAUGGAUGAUUCAUUAUUUGAAUUAAGAAAUACAGGAAGUUUCUUGUUAACUGGAUGCCCAAAAUUAGACAACUUUCUAAGAGGUGGUAUAUGUCGAAAAGGUAUAACACAAAUUUAUGGUAAAUCUGGAAUAGGAAAAACUCAAUUGGCUCUUCAAUUAUGUAUUACUGCACAAAUUUCAUCAGAUAAUUUUAAUGAUUUUGGAGGAGCUGCAUAUAUUUGUACAGAAUCACCAUUUCCUUCAAAUCGGUUACAUGAGCUAAUUAAUAAAAUUAAUUUAAAAACUAAGUAUCCUAUUUCAAAUGAAAUGAUAUUUAUUGAACAUAUUUCAAACAGUGAAGAUUUAAAAAAUUGUAUUUAUAAUCCUAGAAGACUUCCAAAUCUCUUGUCUCAUUAUAACAUCAAAUUACUUGUAAUAGAUUCCAUUGCUGCUACUUUUAGAGUUGAAUAUGAUUCGGUUUAUUUGCAAAAUAGAGCUAAGAGCUUAAGAAAUAUAGGUUAUCGAUUACAAAAAUUAUCAAGCAUUUAUAACAUGGCUAUUAUUUGUAUUAAUCAAGUAACAGCCCUUGUAGAAACUAGUUCAAUAAAUGUUUCAACUACAGAACUACCUUCUCUUGGAAUAACCUGGGCUAGUAUGAUUACAAAUUCUUUAUAUAUGUUCAGACAAAAUGGACAUCGCUUUCUACAUAUAACAGGAUCACCUUAUUUACCAUGCCAAACGAUCGAAUAUGAAAUACUUGAUUCGGGUAUUAUUGUUAAAAAUACAUAAAAAAAAUUUUUUUUUAAGUA